AUGGCAGCCAGGAUUUCACGUCACCUGCCAUUGCUCAACCGCCGUGGCUGGGCUAGCUUACCCUCCCACGCGACCCCUCGCCUUGUGAACACCAGUGCCCGUUGCGGCUUGGUGACGUCGCGCAACACCCGGAACCUCGCGCCCUGGACAGGCCGCGCAACACCAGCGAAAAGCGUGGCCGUGCCAUUGCGAUAUGCGCAUACAGAUGCUAGCUCGUCGGGAAGGCCAAAGGCCGUCAUUGCGGACGCGACCACGUUCAAAGGAUCCAACAUCACCGAGAAGCAUUGGACGAGCCAGAAUUUGCCAGUUGCGGACCCCUUAAUUGAACCGCAAGCUGUCUUGCAUUUCCUUGAAUUCAUCACGUCGGGUAUUCUACCAAAUGGCAAGAAAACCGCUCUGCCUUUGCUGAACCCCGAUGAAUUCCCUCUAUUCUUGACCCCGAGCUCGCAAUGGGCGCCGGCGCCUUUCAACAAAGAUGAGACCCUCUCAUCCGUGCAAAAGGCCAUAAAGCGUAUCACGGAUGCAGAAGAAGUGACCGGACUGUGCCUUGUUGGUCAGAACAUUCAGUUCAUCAAAAAUCGUCUCUGGGGAGGCCUCGCCCCUGUGCCCGCAUCUCGAUGGCACGAAAAGGACCUGAACAACCCGGACCACUUCGCAAUUGCUCAGGAAUAUCUGACCUCGGUCAUUGCCGUCUUUGAAUACCUCAACAACCCUCAAAUCCGGUCUAACAUGCGCGACACCUUCAACAAGAUCUCUGGUGACUUCGGAGAAAUGCAGGAAGCCCUGAAUGCCCAGCGUAAAGCUGCAGGUGGCGUCUCUCCCGACCUCAACCUAACCGCCCUGUGGGAAGAAUACAUCCGCUCCGUCUACGAAGUAAUGACCACCACCGCACACAGCUGGAUCCUAGCCCGAGUCACCGAACUCCGCGCCCGCACCCUAAACAGCUUCAGCGAAAUCACAGCCAAGCCCAACGCCGAAGAAUCCCCCGAAAUGGCCAUCUUCUCGCAGCGCUGGAGCGAGCUUCUGUCCGUGACUUCGAUGGCUGACUUUAACAUCUGGAUUUCCAUGGAGGGGUACAACGGCUUCAAGACGCCCACCUCGAUCGUCGCCGGCCUGCACAAUCCCGAUCUCCAGAAUCAAGCUACCAACUCCGGCUUCUCGGAACUCUUGCUUGAACGUCUUGGUCAGUGUAUUAAGCGUCAGAACGAGGCUGCUGGUGUUUCAGGCGAAGGCGCGAUCGAUAAUGACGCGGCUCGCCGUGAACGUCUUUCGAUUAGCACACUCGUUCAGGAUGAAAUACGUGAAAAGAUUCGUGGGCCGAAACCCUCGCCCCGGCCACCUGUGCAGCCUUGGAUCCAACAACAUCUUCGCGCUUAUGAGAUGCUAUCGAGCGGGUUGCAGCCUGGGCAGGAACCCGGCUUUGGGUUUGGAUUGGCGAUUUACCGUGCAGCGCAUAGAAAUGUCUCCGAUGAACAGUGGAACAAACUGAAGCAGGAUUUGGAAACUCAAUUCUCGGCAUGGGGUGAGGAGGUCGAGCGUGCCGAUGAGCUUAAGCCUCUUCUGAAGUUGCAUUGGUUCGAUUGCAAGGAAUUGGGCUUCGACGCGGCUAACUCCAUAACUGAAGCGAGAAGCCACUUCCAACAAAUCCGCACCUCAGAAGAAUGGAGCCGUAAAAUCGCACCAUCCUUCUUCCUAGCCAUCGACCCCAUGGCCGUAGGCUCAUACACCGACGAGAACUUCCACCCAACCCCCACCAAGGACGAAGUACUCCUGAAAGGAGAUUUCCAGGGCCACGUCCUCGCCAUUGACGCAGACUUCGAAGCUCCUGCCCCGACCGAUGCGAGCAAGGAAGCAGACCCCACGAAAUAUACCGGCCAAAUGCGCGUUCUGGGAAAUCUAGUCUGGAGCGAGAUUUACCCUAUGCUCAUGCUUCAAUCUGCCAAUCUUGAGACUCUUAAUAUGCGGGCCCGUGAUCAUCCGAUGAAGGUUUAUACGGGUCCUACGGUGCCGAGUCAGGUUGCGCCUUGGAAGGAGAGGAUUGCUAUGAAUGGUGCUAUGAUGGAUAGUUUUGUGGAUUAUUUGAAGGAGAAGAAUCCCGAUCUUGCGGGGAAGGUUGAGGGGAUGAAGGGGCAGGGGAUUCUUUGA
Molecule: messenger RNA, 2145 nt
Organism: Penicillium cosmopolitanum
Lineage: Eukaryota; Fungi; Ascomycota; Eurotiomycetes; Eurotiales; Aspergillaceae
Exons: 3
Coding region: 1-2145 (714 amino acids)
Source: RefSeq, a predicted model, not a curated record